Messenger RNA from Centropristis striata (black sea bass), 1975 nucleotides. Its product is annotated as copine-3-like. The coding region runs from base 157 to 1782 and encodes 541 amino acids. The transcript is spliced from 16 exons. The record is from RefSeq and is a predicted model, not a curated record. Gene Ontology annotation, molecular function: calcium-dependent phospholipid binding; receptor tyrosine kinase binding. Gene Ontology annotation, biological process: ERBB2 signaling pathway; cellular response to calcium ion. Gene Ontology annotation, cellular component: plasma membrane. Lineage: Eukaryota; Metazoa; Chordata; Actinopteri; Perciformes; Serranidae.
AGUAGCUACUUAAAGCUAUGUGGACACCGUGGGAGUGGGCUCCACCCCCGGGCUGUUGCACAGCUGUUCUUGUCAGAUAAACGUGACGGCUUUGAGGCAGGCAAUACUGUUUAUUGUUCAACAACAAAACAGAUCGUCCUAGUUCAACCAGCCGCCAUGGCCUCAGGCGGGGCCCCAAUGCCAGGGGCCACCCAUUUGGCCACCAAGGUGGAGCUGACCAUCUCCUGUGAGAACCUCAUGGACAUGGACGUCUUCUCCAAGUCCGACCCUCUGUGUGCCUUGUACAUCAACACUUCAGGCACCCACUGGUAUGAGUUCGGACGCACAGAGAUGAUCCUGAACUCCCUGAAUCCAAAGUUUGCUAAGAAGUUUGUGCUGGAUUACUAUUUCGAGAUGGUGCAGAGGCUGAGGUUUUGCGUGUAUGAUAUUGAUAAUAACACCUACGACCUGGGUGAUGAUGAUUUUCUAGGGGAGCUUGAAUGUACCCUGGGCCAGAUUGUUUCUAACAGGCAGAUGACUCGACCUUUACUGCUGAAGAACAACAGGCCUGCAGGUCGCGGGACCAUCACAAUCUGUGCUGAAGAAAUGACAGACAACAGAGUGGCAAGCUUUGAGGUGUCAGCCCGCAGACUGGACAAAAAGUUUUUGUGGUGGUCCGACCCUUUCCUGGAGUUCUACAAGCAGACAGAAGCUGGAUGGCAGCUGGCCCACAGGACAGAGGUGGUACACAACAACCUAAACCCGAUCUGGAGACCCUUCCGCAUCUCAUUGCGAGCUCUCUGUGGAGGAGAUGUAGAGAGACCUAUAAAGGUCGACUGUUAUGACCAUCGCUACAACGGCUCCCACGACCUCAUUGGGAGCUUAAAAACCACACUGGCUCAGAUGCAAUUGGGAACACACAUUUCACCAGCUGAAUUUGAGUGCAUUUCCCCCAAAAAGAUGAAGAAGAGAAACUACAAAAACUCUGGGGUCAUUUGCAUCAAGAACUGUCAGGUGGUGAAGGAGUAUACCUUCCUGGAUUACAUUAUGGGGGGUUGCCAAAUGAACUUCACUAUCGCCAUUGACUUCACAGGCUCUAAUGGAGAUCCCAGAACUCCCCAGUCCCUCCACUACAUCAACCCUGAAGGCUAUAAUGAAUACCUGACAGCCAUCUGGGCAGUGGGGAACGUCAUCCAGGACUACGACAGUAACAAGAUGUUUCCUGUCUUUGGUUUUGGAGCCCAGAUCCCUCCCUUGUGGCAUGUUUCCCAUGAGUUUCCUAUUAACUUCAAUCCAUCAAAUCCGUUCUGCGCCGGCAUAGAGGGUGUGGUGCAGGCCUAUCAGCAGUGUCUGCCCCAGUUAAAGCUCUGGGGACCCACCAACUUCGCUCCAGUUAUCAACCACGUAGCCUGCUUCGCCAGACAAGCUCUCCGGCAGAAUACGGCCUCACAAUACUACGUGCUGCUGAUCAUCACUGACGGAGUGAUCACAGACAUGGACCAGACACGCACCGCUAUCGUGGAGGCCUCUCGUCUGCCCAUGUCCAUCAUCAUCGUGGGAGUGGGAGGGGCAGACUUCAGCGAAAUGGAGUUUCUGGACAGCGAUGACAAAUUGCUGAGAUCGGCCAGAGGUGAUGUCGCUGCAAGAGAUAUCGUCCAGUUUGUGCCCUUCAGAGAAUUCCAAGCAAACAGCGUGGCACUGGCCCAGAGUGUCCUGGCGGAGCUUCCUGAUCAAGUGUCCUCCUUCUUUAACACGUACAAGCUGAAACCCACGAAUACAUUCAGUGUUCCUGCCCCAUCCUAGAAAGAUGGGGUAAAUCAGCCCAUAUAAAAAAAUACCUCGUUUAUUAAUAUCCUGCAUCUCCUGCAUCCUCUUUGUGCAUUUUCUGUGUGGAUUACCGCAAAUAAAUGCCAAGAAAUGAAUGUGGAUGAAAAAAAAAAGAAAUAUUAUAUGCAAUGUAUGUAUUGUGACGAUCCAGUCUGUGUGGAUGCUCUGC